This is a messenger RNA of Staurois parvus, 1170 nucleotides long. The record is from the annotation of a GenBank genome assembly. NCBI's taxonomy places the organism in Eukaryota, Metazoa, Chordata, Amphibia, Anura, Ranidae.
AUGCACUGUGGUUGUGCACCCAGCUCAUAUUGGAUACCAGGUUUGGCCUUCCCCGACUGGGCGUACAAGGCAGAGUCGAGCCCAGGCUCCCGUCAGAUCCAGCUGUGGCACUUCAUCUUGGAGCUGUUGCAGAAGGAAGAGUUCCGCCAUGUCAUCGCCUGGCAGCAGGGAGAGUAUGGCGAGUUUGUCAUCAAGGAUCCUGAUGAAGUGGCCAGGCUGUGGGGCCGGCGGAAAUGUAAACCCCAGAUGAACUAUGACAAGCUGAGCCGGGCUCUCAGAUAUUACUACAAUAAGAGAAUACUGCACAAGACAAAAGGGAAAAGAUUCACAUACAAGUUUAACUUCAGCAAACUCAUCUUUGUGAACUACCCAGUGUGGGACAUGAGAUGCCCCUCACAGUCCCUACUGCUGGGGAACAAUAUGUGUCAUACAGCUGUACUGCCAUCUGGUGUUCAAAGAGAGGUAUUACAGAACACUCUUCUAGCGCAUAAGCUCUUUGCAGACCAACUUACCUGCCGCAGAGUUCUCCAGAAUCCAAUGGAGUAUGAUAACAGCACAGGGAAGAAGACGCUGGGAGCUGGAAGGUGCAAUUUGGUUCCUACUCCAUGUUUCUCAGGCUCCUGCUGUUACUUUGGCCUGCGCAGUGGGCGUUUCCAUGCGCCUAGCACUUCCACAGAGCUUCACAAUCCUGGUGUAGCACCCCACCCUGGGCGACCACUUUACUCUUCUACUCCAGCCACCCUACCAGGCUCAGCAGAGUGGCCACUGUGUACCGGCCAUACGUUCCACCACAGUCUAACGUUGAUGUCCUUGGAGGAAAGAUUUCAGAGCCUUGGCCAUAGGGGGAUACAUGAUAGAUUAAUGGAAGGCAAUCGUUCAAACUCCCUAUUGGGGCAACAGACGAUUCCACCCAUGGAGAACCAGCCUAUCAUAUCACCUGUUUUAGAAGCCCAACAGGAGGAAAGCACCUACCAGUCACCUUCAACUGUGAAACCUGAUCCGGAGAGCCAGUAUAAGUCUUUAGAAGUGGACAGCAAGCUGAAAAAAAUUAAAGAAACCAUAAAGGUUUCUUUGAGUCCAUCUGAAACGCAAAAUGUACAAAGUAAGCUGCACACAGUAGAAGCGGACCAGCCAUUUAACACCAAGAACUGGCUUCUAAAGUCUGCAUAG